Molecule: messenger RNA, 1473 nt
Organism: Knipowitschia caucasica
Lineage: Eukaryota; Metazoa; Chordata; Actinopteri; Gobiiformes; Gobiidae
Source: the annotation of a GenBank genome assembly
AUGGUCCCAGGACGACACUCACCGACCAAUGGGAUCACGGCACAGGUCGGCCAAAGCCAAGGCGGCCGGAGUUUAAAGCCAGAGCCACUUCCUGGGCCUGUCCCGGUCUGCGGAGGAAAUGCCAUCGGCCCUGACCUCAUCUGCACUCAGCCUGAACCUGCUGCUGCCCUGGUCCAGUCUGAGGCCGACGCAGAGGACCCUGAGAGACCGCAGGGACCACAGAGACCCCAGACACCACAGGAACCACAGAGACCCCAGACACCACAGAGACCCCAGACACCACAGGAACCACAGACACCACAGGAACCACAGAGACCCCAGACACCACAAGAACCACAGAGACCCCAGACACCACAAGAACCACAGACACCCCAGAGACCACAAGAACCACAGAGACCCCAGAGACCACAAGAACCACAGACACCCCAGAGACCACAAGAACCACAGACACCCCAGAGACCACAAGAACCACAGAGACCCCAGACACCACAAGAACCACAGAGACCCCAGACACCACAAGAACCACAGACACCCCAGAGACCACAAGAACCACAGGAACCACAGAGACCACAGGGACCACUGAGACCCCAGAGACCCCAAGAACCACAGAGACCUCAGACACCACAAGAACCACAGACACCCCAGAGACCACAAGAACCACAGAGACCCCAGACACCACAAGAACUACAGACACCCCAGACACCACAAGAACCACAGAGACCCCAGACACCACAGGAACCACAGAGACCCCAGACACCACAAGAACCACAGAGACCCCAGACACCACAGGAACCACAGAGACCCCAGACACCACAAGAACCACAGAGACCCCAGACACCACAAGAACCACAGACACCCCAGAUACCACAAGAACCACAGAGACCCCAGAGACCACAGGAACCACAGAGACCCCAGACACCACAAGAACCACUGAGACCCCAGAGACCACAAGAACCACAGAGACCCCAGACACCACAAGAACCACAGAGACCCCAGACACCACAAGAACCACAGAGACCCCAGACACCACAGAGACCUGAAUCCAGUCAGAGCUGCCCCCAGUGCGGUCUGAAGAUCCCAGGGGCCCAGAGUCUGAGGGGGCCGGGGGGGUCCAGUCUGACAGUCCACAGCUCUCACAGCAAGAAGAGCAAAGCCAGCAGCAAGAGCACGUUGAACCAGCCGACUGUGAACACAUCCGGAGAUGUGUGUCUGGACCUGCUGCUGUCCUGCCUCUUCUGUCACUGCUCGGCUCUGCUCCUGGGCCUCCUGGACGCCUGCUCCUCUGGUCUCUCCUCUCUGGGCCUGGGCUGUGGGGAGGUGUGCUCCUGCUGCUGCUCCUCCGUGCAGGACGUCCCGCUGGGGGAGCUGGACUGCCACACACACUGCCACUCGGUGCUGGUCCAGUCCUGCUGCGAGCCCGUAGAGUUCCUCGAGUUCUGCCUGGAGUGUUGCCAGAUCUGCCACCGGAGCUGA